Drosophila sulfurigaster albostrigata is the source of this 1458-nucleotide messenger RNA. RefSeq names its product proton-coupled amino acid transporter-like protein CG1139. The transcript has 9 exons. Gene Ontology annotation, biological process: amino acid transmembrane transport. Gene Ontology annotation, molecular function: amino acid transmembrane transporter activity. Gene Ontology annotation, cellular component: vacuolar membrane. NCBI's taxonomy places the organism in Eukaryota, Metazoa, Arthropoda, Insecta, Diptera, Drosophilidae. The record is from RefSeq and is a predicted model, not a curated record. Bases 127 to 1458 code for a protein of 443 amino acids.
UAGCUGCUCGUCGGUCUCCUCGCUCGGUUGUGCCUCCAGAAAUACUCGUGAUCCUCGCUGUUAAUCCUAGUCUACAUUUUUAUCUUGUGUGUGAUAAACGAUUUAUGUGCAGUCGAGUAGCUGACAAUGCAAGCCGAUAUCAAAAAUGAGUCCAUGGUGUACCCCACGAAGCCGACCAUAUCAGAUGAUUACGAUCCCCACAAGCAUCGCAAUGUGAAAAAUCCCACAAACAACUGGCAAACAUUUGCCCACUUUUUGAAGGCGUCCAUUGGCACCGGAGUGCUGGCUAUGCCCAGUGCUUUUGCUCAUGCGGGUUAUGUGAAUGGCAUUAUCUUGACUCUGAUCAUUGGUGGGCUGGCUCUUUACUGUCUGCACAUAUUGAUCAGCUGCAUGUAUUUGUUAUGCAAACGUCAGCGAGUACCCUACGUCAGCUUCUCGGAAGCCAUGAAACUAGGUCUGCAGCAAGGUCCACCUUUUUUGCGCUGUCUGGCUCCUAUUGCCACUCCUUUUGUGGAUGGUUUUUUGGCUUUCUAUCACUUUGGCAUCUGCUGCGUUUACGUCGUUUUUAUUGCGGAGAGCAUCAAGCAACUCUUUGAUGAAUACGUUGUCGUAUGGGAUGUACGCUUGCACAUGUGCUUGCUGAUCGUGCCACUUUUGCUGAUCUUCAGCAUAAGAAAUCUCAAACUACUUGCGCCAUUUUCCAGUGCUGCCAAUUUGCUGCUCUUUGUGGGCUUUGGAAUUGUACUGUAUUAUAUUUGUACGGAUUUACCACCGCUCAGUGAACGGGAAGCCUUUGAAGAUUAUAAAAAGUUUCCUACAUUUUUUGGCACUGUGCUUUUUGCACUGGAAGCGGUGGGCGUGAUCUUGGCUAUCGAGGAGAACAUGGCAACACCUCGUGCCUACGUGACGCCGUGUGGCAUCAUGAACUGGGGCAUGGCCAUUGUAUUGAGCUUGUAUGUGUUCCUUGGCUUCUUCGGCUACUGGAAGUAUGGUGAUGAGGCAUUGGGCAGCGUUACCUUAAACAUACCACAGACGGAAGUCAUGGCGCAAGUGGUGAAGAUCUUCUUUGCCAUCACUACAUACAUUUCCUAUGCGCUCCAAGGUUAUGUCACAGCACACAUCUUAUGGAACAAGUAUCUAAGCAAACGCAUUAAGGACAUAUCCAAGCAUACGCUCUAUGAGCUCCUCUUUCGAGCUGUGAUUGUGCUGCUCACUUUCUUGUGUGCCAUUGCCAUUCCGGAUCUCUCGCUGUUCCUAUCCCUCGUGGGAUCUUUCUGCCUCUCUAUCCUGGGCCUGAUCUUUCCGGCUUUGCUGCAGAUUUGUGUACAAUACGAACAGGGUUAUGGACCUUUUCGCAUCAGACUGGUGAUCAAUAUGUUGUUGUUAAUCUUCGGUUUCUUUGGCGGAAUUGUUGGAACCUAUGUUAGUAUCGUCGAUAUUGUGGAGGCUUUGUCUUAG